UUUACCAACAAGUUCGAAACUCGCUUCUCAACACGGCCAAGUCUUCUAGUGUUCUUCAAGAACAAGGACAAGUUGUUUGUUUUCUCGUUUCCGCACCACAAUCAGAAUUCGAACGAGCCUCGUUCUUUUUCUCAGCAUGUGGAUUGUUAUCAUAUGAAAUACCCCAAAGAUUGUUCUUUCCCUUUUGCGGAAUCUGUCCACGGCUUGAUUUGCUUUCGAACAUCAGUAAAUCGCCACAUAACUUGGAACCCUAGCAUGAGACAGUUCGUAAAGUUAACCAAACCCGGAAAGAGGUGGAAGGAUAUAAAAGUCUUUUUGGGAUACGAUCCAAUCGAGGGUAAACACAAAGUAGUGUGUAUGCGUCGUGGUUAUAAAGUUUCUGGUGAGUACUGUCGGGUUUUAACAUUGGGAUCUGCUCAACAGUCGUGGAGAACGGUCAAAACCAACCAUAAGCAUUUUGCUUACAUUGGCUGUUAUGCGCGAUGCAUCAACGGUGUUCUAUAUUAUGCAGCCUUACUAGAUGAUGAUUCAGAUGCUAGCAUUAUAAUGAGUUUUGAUGUCAGAACUGAAAAGUUUGAUAUGAUAAAAUUACCAUUGAAUGAUUUUUGGGGCAUGAUGAUAUCUUAUGAAGGAAGGUUAUCUUAUCUUGAUUAUUAUAAUCCCAUGGACAACGGUGGUAUUAAACUGUGGAUUUUGGAGGAUAAAGAGAAACAUAUAUAGGUGGUCCUGUAAACACUUUGUUACACCUUUUGGUCCGAGAUUGGAAACAAGUUACAAAAUAGAUGGUGUCACUGAUGCUGGUGAGUUUAUUUUGGUACCUCUCACGUUUCUUAAAUCCUUUUUUAUUUUAUAUUUUGAUCCGGUGAGAAACAGCUUGCGAAGAGUCGAAUUUAAAGGAAUUGCGGAUGAAAAUUUUCCCAAUCACGUCGAGAGUGAUUGGAAACAAACGUCUGCGUGCUCUCUAUACUAUUCCCAAUCACGUCGAGAGUCUCGUGUCUUUCUAACAAUUAAAACAAUUUAUUGAUGAUCGUCUUUUUCCUACCCUUAGAAUGACACUUAGUUUUUGUGUGUGACAAUUUGAAACAGUUCAUUUGAG
Molecule: messenger RNA, 1096 nt
Organism: Arabidopsis lyrata subsp. lyrata
Lineage: Eukaryota; Viridiplantae; Streptophyta; Magnoliopsida; Brassicales; Brassicaceae
Product: putative F-box protein At1g50870
Exons: 1
Source: RefSeq, a predicted model, not a curated record